Microsporum canis CBS 113480 is the source of this 1113-nucleotide messenger RNA. RefSeq names its product splicing factor 3B subunit 4. The transcript is spliced from 3 exons. The record is from RefSeq and is a predicted model, not a curated record. Lineage: Eukaryota; Fungi; Ascomycota; Eurotiomycetes; Onygenales; Arthrodermataceae. Bases 1 to 1113 code for a protein of 370 amino acids.
AUGGCCGCCAUGUCGACCGGCGGUGGGAUGCCCACGUCUGAGCCGCCCAAGCCAACGUCGGAUCCGGGGUCGAAGCAGACAACUCCCAAUCCUCCACCAACCUCCAGCGAGCCGCCCAAGCCCAGCGACCCGACGAGCGCACCACCGCCUCCGCCGCCGCCGCCAACGAGCGAGCCGCCCAAACCGCCGACGACAGAGCCUUCUCAACCGCCUCCGCCGCCUCCGCCAACGUCGUCGCCCACUUCACCCAAUCCCCAGCCCACAGACAGCCCAACUCCUCCACCGCCAGCACCCACAGCCACUGAGCCGACUCCCACCAGCCCGGAUCCGCCUCCGACGACGACGACUCCUCCAGGCCAGCGCAAGGCCCGCAAGCUGGCGGAGGAAGAGCGCAAGCAGGAGAUCGAGGAGUACCGCUUCAACCCGAACAACGAUCCCACGCUGCCUGCGGUGGGCAUGUACGACACGGACGUGGCCAUGAAGGACACCUCUGCCGCGUCUGGCGCCGUUGCAGCGAGCGGAGGGUACCGCGGCUGGGGCACGACGAGCAACUCCCGCCAUGCGCCCACCAACACGGCCUCCAGCGGCGGUGCGGACAGCAGCGCCUUGUACGCGCGCGAGGUCUCGCCCGUGGAGGAAACCUUCCAGCUGGCCGACGACGAGCAGCGCCAGGGACUGGGCCGCGUGCACGAACCCACCGGCGGCAUCCCCAAGGCCCUCCACAUCGGCCAGCCCCCGCUCCAGCAGCCGCAGCAGCAGCAGCCACUGCAACCCCAGAACCAGAUGAGUCCGAACCAGAUGAGUCCGAACCAGAACACGAGCAACAUCCACCGUGGCCUGUCGAAUGCAUCUUCGGCGUACUCUGCCGGCGCCCAGUCAGACAUGUCCGACGACAUGAUGCCUCCCGGCGCCCCCUCGGGGGCGCAGUACUAUGAGGAGAGCGCCUACUACCCGGACGGCGGCCAGGGCUACUCCCACGGCCACGGCCACGACCAGGCCGGCCUUGGACCCCAGCCGGUCAUCCGCGACGUCUCCGCCCGGCGGAACACCCGCAUCGAGAGCCCCAGCGUCUUUCCGCAGCAGGGGAAUGCCGGCAUAGCCCAGAACUUCUAG